AUGAAACUUGGUGCCUUGUCCAAUCUCGUCAAACAACAAAAGCUUCAACAAGCAGCGAAAACAUUCCGACAAGAAGAAAUCGAAGGAUCUUCUUCCAAUGAAAACACCACAAAAAGUCUUCUCUUUGAUAUUGGUACCUUUUCGUUGAGAGCAGGAUUAUUGACCGCUGAUCACAAUCAUCAACCACAAAUUCAAGAUUACCACUCAUGGGUUUAUCGAUAUGAUUUCACUCAUGGUUUUUCUAGAGGUCUCGAUGAAAACAAAAGAUAUUUUGGAUUCAAAAGUCAUGAAUCAGCAUCCUUUGUUCCAUAUCCAAUUUUCAAACAGGGUGGUUGGUUGAGUAAUUUGAAUGAUUUUUCACACUUGAUUCAGGAAGUGGUGAAAAACGUUGAUCCAUCCAAACUUCGAUCCAGAACUGAGAAUUUACCAUUCCUAAUGACUGGAUUUGAAUAUUUGAAUGGACAGAAAAUGGCAUUGGGAAAAUUGACUCAAGUCGUUUUUGAAGAAUUGAAAAGCUCAAAAUUUGCUUUCCAAGAACAAACAAAAUGUGGAUUAUUUGCAUCUGGAUUGACCACAGGAACUGUUAUUAACAUUGGAUAUGGCACCAAUUAUUCAAUUUCUUAUCAAGAUGGUCAAGUACAAACCUUUGUAGAAAAUCACGGAUUGAAUGGAAAUUACUUGACCGAUGUAUUUGUAAAAAUCAUGACCGAUCGAGAACAAUAUGUUGAUACACGUUCGGAACGUAUUCGAGUGGUGAAAGCAAAGGAAGGUGCUUCUUUUGUUUCUUCAUCAUUGUUGGAUUCAGAGAAUGAACAGGUUCCUGCCAUCGAUUAUCAAUUGCCGGAUGGAAAAUUGAUUCAUUUGGAGAAUGAACGAUUUGAAGCUUAUGAAAGCUUGUUUGAUCCGACACGAAAUAUUAUUAAUCUUUACAAGCCGAUUGAAGAACAUUUUUUAUCUCUUCCCAAGAUGAUAUCCAAGAGUCAAACAACAACAACAACCACACUCAUCCAUACCAAAUCCAUGAUUGAGAAUAUUCUCUUGAUGGGAGGUGUCUGUUGUGUGGAGAAUUUACAAAAGAGACUCUUUAUGGAAUUGGAUCAAGAGUUUAAGGAUGACUCUCUGAAUUGGAAUAUCAAACAACCCAGAGAUGUUAAUUUAGCAUAUAAGGGUCUCUCCAUGCUUGCUUCUCUUUCUUCUUUUGAUUCUUCCUACAUUACCCGCCAAGAAUAUGAAGAGAGUGGAGAGAAUAUUUAUGUGAGACGUUUCCCUCGUGCCAAAGUGGUUGAGAAUGAAGAAGAGGAAGAAAAGAAGAGAAUUCAAGAUGAAAUCAAUGAGAGAAAUGAAGCUUUGAAAACAAAAGAAGAAGAAGAGAAAGAAGAAGAGAAACAACAGCAAGCCACAAAGGAAUCAGAAACCUCCAACGUUACUGCUGCUGCUUCAACUGAGACAACAACAACCACUCCUCCUGAGAAAACACCACAACCACAACAACAACCAACUCAAGAGAAAAAACCUGUGGCUCUUGAUUUUGAUGCUCAAAUGGAACAGUUAAAGAAACUCAAAGAAUUAUUGGAUUCUGGAAUUCUUACUCAAGAAGAAUUUAAUGAAAAGAAGAAGAAGAUUCUUGGACUAUAA
Naegleria fowleri is the source of this 1635-nucleotide messenger RNA. RefSeq lists its product as uncharacterized. The record is from RefSeq and is a predicted model, not a curated record. NCBI's taxonomy places the organism in Eukaryota, Heterolobosea, Eutetramitea, Acrasida, Naegleriidae. The transcript has 2 exons. The coding region runs from base 1 to 1635 and encodes 544 amino acids.